Gastrolobium bilobum is the source of this 830-nucleotide messenger RNA. RefSeq lists its product as uncharacterized. NCBI's taxonomy places the organism in Eukaryota, Viridiplantae, Streptophyta, Magnoliopsida, Fabales, Fabaceae. The record is from RefSeq and is a predicted model, not a curated record. The transcript has a single exon. The coding region runs from base 81 to 641 and encodes 186 amino acids.
UGUGAGGUCGAAAUACAAGUGAGAAUUGAAUUGUACCAAAAAAGAGUGCCUUAUCCGAAACAAACAGAGUGAGGGGGGAAAUGGCGAACAUACAAUCACAGUCUGUGCAACUCGCAAACCCAUUUCCGCUUUCUUCUUCCAAACCUCAUCUUCACAGGCCCUUCCUUCUCUUCACCACCCGAGCCACCGAUUCGGACCCAUCGCAACCCGAAUCCGAGCCACCCGCCACCGCCGACGACUUCGACAACCGCAUGAGCGAAUUCCGCCUCCGUUACCGGAGCGGCACAGGAAAGAAGGCGGAGCUCCGAAAGAGCCGAAAGUCCAAGAAGGGGGCUUCCGGGUCGGGUUCGGGUUCCGGCGUUUACCUUCCGCCGGUGCCUCUGAAAGAACCGGUAUCUGGCGGGUUGAAGGUGGAAUUAGGGUUCAGCCAAUACAGUGAGCGGUUGAACGGGCGAAUUGCGAUUCUUGGAGUGACGGCGCUGUUGCUGGUGGAGCUAGCAACGGGGAAAGGCGUGAUCAAGUACCACACACCCUCCAUUGUUAUUGUUCAGAUCUAUUUUGUUGCUGCAGUUUCUGCUCUUUAUGUUAAGUAUGAGAAGGAGAAGAUCAGUGUUUGGCCUGAUUCUUCAACUAAUAAAUGAUUUUCAAUUUUGAAACACUUGGUUGUUCGGUUUCUUCACCCUAAUUGUCACGUCACGGAUGCUAUUUUUACUUGUGAAAAAAAAAAAAUUAUUGUUGAGCUUCAAUUUUCAUGUCAAAAUUUGAUUCAACGAAUGUACACAAGGGGUAACAUGUAACAAUCUAUUAGUGUUAUUAUCAAUCAAUUUUAG